Molecule: messenger RNA, 402 nt
Organism: Naegleria gruberi
Lineage: Eukaryota; Heterolobosea; Eutetramitea; Acrasida; Naegleriidae
Exons: 1
Coding region: 1-402 (133 amino acids)
Source: RefSeq, a predicted model, not a curated record
AUGAAAAGAUUCGUCUCAAUUCUAUUGAUUGCCUUGACAUUGCUUGUGUUUGCACUCUCAUUCACUAGUGAAGUAAGUGCUGAAGAACAAGCAUCAACUCUCUCCUUGUACAUUAGAAAGAACAAUAAGGGAAAGUACAGAGUUAAGAGAAGAAACAGACAGAAUAGAAAGGUUCACAAAUAUUUGGACACCUACGGAAAGAGAAAGGGCUGGAAGAGAAGAUAUGGAAAGAAGAGAGUUAUCAGAAAGAAGAUUGAUGUCUAUGGAAAGAAGAAGAGAAAUUACAAUAGAAAGAGAAGAUUUGAUACUUAUGGAAAGAAGAAUAGAAAAUAUAGAAAGAAUAGAAAGAAUAGAAGAGGUGGAAAGAGAAACAAGAAAUUCGAUCUCUACAAGCGUAAAUAA